Molecule: messenger RNA, 2348 nt
Organism: Leptopilina boulardi
Lineage: Eukaryota; Metazoa; Arthropoda; Insecta; Hymenoptera; Figitidae
Gene: vib
Product: phosphatidylinositol transfer protein alpha isoform
Exons: 6
Coding region: 547-1362 (271 amino acids)
Biological process (GO): phospholipid transport
Cellular component (GO): cytoplasm
Molecular function (GO): phosphatidylcholine intramembrane carrier activity; phosphatidylcholine binding; phosphatidylinositol transfer activity
Source: RefSeq, a predicted model, not a curated record
UUUAGAAAUUUAAAAAAAUUAGUCUAUUUCAAGGACAGUAGAUAAAGAGAUUAUUUUGAUAUUAAAGAAUUGAAAGACUGGAAAAUAAAGCCAAAAAGGGCCAUAAGUUUUAUUUAUAGCAAUUGUAAUUAAAAGGAAUGUAAUCGUUAUCUAACCUAUAAAAACAAAAGCAUUAUUGAUUGUUUCUUACUAAUUUACGAUCAAGAAAAUCGAUAGUGUUAAUUUAAUUAUAAAUUUGUGUUUAAACAAUUUGCAAAGGGAAAUAAUUUUUGUUUAUAUUUUUAAGAGAUAAUAAUUUAUUGUGUUUAUGUAUAUAAAAUUGAAAAUGGAAUUUCCAAAAUCCCUAGAGAUUUUUAGCUUUUGAGAAAAUGUCAUGCGCUAAAAAGAGAAGGGGAGAUAUACGUAUAUGCUUGUGAGCACAAGCAGCCGUGGCACUACAGUUCGUGUCGACGAGUGUAGAUAGUGAAGGCAAGUUUUUGCGAAAGUGAGGGUGGUAUAUCCCUAACGAACUUAAAACACGCCAGUCCAUGUGCUCCUUUGAUUAAGAUGCUCAUCAAAGAAUUCCGUGUUACCCUGCCCCUUACCGUUGAAGAGUAUCAAGUUGCUCAGUUAUAUUCUGUAGCAGAAGCUAGUAAAAAUAAUACAGGAGGAGGAGAAGGAAUUGAAGUCCUUAAAAAUGAACCAUUUAAGGAUUAUCCAUUAUUAGGGGGAAAAUAUUCAUCAGGUCAAUAUACUUACAAGAUUUAUCAUUUAGCGAGCAAAGUGCCUGGCUUUAUUCGACUUAUACUUCCAAAAAGUUCCUUAGAAAUUCAUGAGGAAGCAUGGAAUGCUUAUCCAUAUUGUAAAACUGUUAUUACAAAUCCUGGUUAUAUGAAAGAUAAUUUUGUCAUUAUGAUAGAAUCAUUCCAUAUUCCUGAUACUGGAAACCAACAGAAUGUACACGAACUACCUCCUGAUAAAUUGAAACUUAGAGAAAUAGUGCAUAUAGAUAUAGCGAAUGAUAGUAUUGCUAGUGCAGAUUAUAAGGAAGAUGAAGAUCCGACGAAAUUUAAAUCAAUAAAAACAGGACGAGGUCCACUUAAUACUAAGGAAUGGAAAAAUAAUGUGACACCAGUUAUGACGUGUUAUAAACUUGUCACAUGUGAAUUUAAAUGGUUUGGCUUUCAGACACGUGUUGAAAAUUUUAUUCAAAAAUCAGAAAGGCGUUUAUUUACCAAUUUCCAUAGGCAGGUAUUUUGUUGGAUAGAUCGCUGGUACGGUCUUACAAUGGAGGAUAUUAGAUCAAUUGAAGAUAAAACUAAAGAGGAAUUAGACAGGCAACGACAUCAAGGAGAAGUUCGAGGUAUGCGUGCCGACGAUUGAGGCUUUUGAUAGGUCCUGCUUAAUAAGUUUAAACUAAUUUCGUUCUAAAAAGAAAAACACAAAUAAAAAAGAUACACUUCGUACAUAAAAAAAAAAAAAAAUUCAAUUGCCAUUUCUAAUCCAGUCUGAUUGGAAAUUUUUUCAGAUUAUAUCUGUCUAGAUUCAGUAUCUGCUGUAUUACUUACAAUUUUUAAUUUAUUUACCUUGUCAAACGUUUUAGAUAAAUGUACGUACAGUCAAAUAGUAACGUUAACUACAUUAUUAACUUAAAAAAAAAAAAAAAUGAGGCGUCGAAUAGCUUUAGCUCUAAUGACGAUAAAGCUAAAAAAAAAGUCUCGACAGAAAAUUCAGUAUAGAUAUUUGAUUAUUAAUAAUUUAUUGAUAGUCUAGUAGUUGAAUGAUAAUAAUAAUAAUAAUAUAUCUAUUAACGUUUGUUAACAUGAAACAUGCUCGCUGCAAGACGCAUAAGUGAUUAAAAUGAAUGAAUGUUUUCAAAUGGCAAAUUCAGAAAAAGAAAAAGAAGAAUUUAAAAAAAAAAUAGUUGUGAUUUAAAAGAAAAGCUACUGUUUCAAUUCUGAAAGUGUUAAGGUAAAAUAAUAAUAAUAAUUGUAGGUUAUAAAAUUAAUGAAAAACCAAGCAGUCAAUGAUGCACUUAUUUUUAUCUCAACGUUUUAGGAGAAAUAAGAAGGAAAAAAAAUUAAUAUUAUCUGCUUGAAGAUAAAAAUACACACCGUUUGUGCAAUUGUGUUUCAAACGUUAGGGAUUUAAUUAUUAAUCAAUUGUAAGAAACAGUGCCCUUGUGAUUAUUGUGUUACUAGGAGACUUAUAACAGUUUUUAAGUGCAGCCUCAUUUUAUUAUUUUUUAUUUAUUUCGCCAAAAAAUAUACAUCUUGUCCAAUAAUAAAGAUAUAGAUUUUCAAUGGUCUUAUCAAGUUACCUAAAUAGUGUUUUCAAAUGACAAAAUAAAAAAUGUCAGAUAUUUUCAA